Molecule: messenger RNA, 1647 nt
Organism: Gossypium arboreum
Lineage: Eukaryota; Viridiplantae; Streptophyta; Magnoliopsida; Malvales; Malvaceae
Product: cation/H(+) antiporter 3-like
Exons: 2
Coding region: 1-1647 (548 amino acids)
Biological process (GO): regulation of pH; proton transmembrane transport
Cellular component (GO): membrane; endomembrane system
Molecular function (GO): antiporter activity
Source: RefSeq, a predicted model, not a curated record
AUGGAUGUUGGACUGGCUCUGCUCUUUAUUGUAAUCGUGAUGUUUGUGUUGCGACCAGUGAUGAAAUGGAUGGUGAAACGCACGCCUGGGGCUGGCCAAAUCAAAGAUAUAUGCUUUUUUAUCGUCGUUUUGGCAUUCAUGAUGUCACCUAGGUUCACUAAACUAUUUCGUGUAUAUUUUCUAUUUGAUCCAUUUAUUCUGGGCUUGGCUGUCCCAGAUGGACCCCCUUUGGGAUCCGCUCUAGUCGAAAAGUUAGACCCUAUUAUUUCAGGAUUGUUUUUGCCUAUAUUUGCUACAACAUGUGGCCUAAGGUUUGAUCCGUCUUAUUUUAAGGACUCUACCAAGUUUGCAUAUCACCAAGCCAUUGGAGCUGUUGUAACACUUUUGAUCAAAUUUGUGGUCUCUCUUCUAGUGCCCUUAUUAUGCAAGAUGCCCACAAGGGAUUCUUUCGCACUUGCUUUUAUAAUGAUGUCUAAAGGAAUUGUUGAGAUGGGUUCCUACAGCAUCAUGAAUGACAGCAGAGUUAUAUCAGAGGAUAUAUUCACUCACAUGACUAUUGUGAUCAUUUUGGUUGCAAGCAUUGUGCCAAUACUUGUGAAAAAGCUUUAUGAUCCAUCUAGGAAGUAUUUAUGCUUUCAAAAGAGGACCAUCAUGAACUCCAAGCUCAACCAGGAGCUGCGAUUGAUCAGUUGCGUUCAUGUGCCAAGUAAUGUCAGUUCUAUUACCAACCUAUUUAAUGCCUCAUGUCUGACUAGAGACAGCUCCAUUGCUUUGGAUGCCCUUCACCUUGUCAAGCUUAGUGGACGAGCCACACCGCUUUUCAUUGCUCAUCAUAAGCAAAAGAAAACACAGCCCAACAAGUCGUACUCCGAGAAUGUGGUGCUCGCUUUCGAACAGUUUGAGCGGGACAACAGGGAGGCUGUAUCUGUGAACGUUUUCACCGCAGUAUCUCCACCAAAUUUGAUGUACGAGGAUAUAUGCAACCUUGCCAUGGACCGCCUUACAUCCUUUAUAAUACUCCCGUUUCACCGGAGGUGGUACAUUGACGGGACCAUCGAAUCAGAAGAUCAAACCAUAAGAAGCCUGAACUUCGACAUCCUUGAAAGGGCACCUUGCUCGAUAGGGAUCCUUGUUGAAGGACGCCGCAACCUAAAAGGCUCCAAUGUUAGAGACCCAUUAGCAUCAAAUAACUUCUCAUCCUACAACAUUGCAGUGAUCUUCAUGGGGGGUCAAGAUGAUAGGGAGGCUCUAGCGCUAGCUAAACGCAUAUCCCAAGACAAAAAUGUUAGCCUUACCGUAAUCCAUUUCAAAGCUGCAAACAGCUUAGGCGCCAUCCUAACCGAGAAUGAUCGAAUGCUUGAUGAUGCAAUGUUGAGUGACAUUAAACAAAGUACAUGCUUAACAUACAUUGAGAAACAAGUAAAAGAUGGACCAGAAACUUCAAAUUAUCUUCGAUCCAUUGUGGAAGACUACCAACUUAUCAUUGUUGGGAGACGAUACAAGAGGGAAAAUCCUCAGACCUCAGGUCUACAGGAGUGGUGUGAAUUUCAAGAGAUUGGGAUUAUUGGAGACUUACUUUCAUCUGCAGAUUUUAUUGGCAAUUAUUCUUUGUUGAUUGUGCAACAACAACAACAAAGGACUACUUGA